AUGCAUCUCCUAGUUGCGAAGAGAAUUUUAUGUUACCUACAAGGAACCAAGGAUUUUGAAAUUUUCUAUAGGAAAGGAGAAAAGUUAUAUUUGGUUGGCUUUACUGAUGGUGAUUAUGAAGGAGAUAAAGAUGAUAGAAAGAGUACUUCAGGUUAUGUGUUUAUGCUAAGAGCAAUGGUUGUGUCGUGGUCCUCUAAAAAGCAAACAAUUGUCACAUUAUCAAGUACAAAAGCUGAAUUUGUUGCUGCUACAGCUUGUGUUUGUCAAGCAAUUUGGCUUAGGAGAAUCCUUGAAGAACUGCAGUUCAAGAUUGGAAGAGCCAAUAUAGUAUGUUGUGACAACACUUCUCCCAUCAGGUUGUCAAAGAAUCCUGUGAGCCAUGGAAGAAGAAAGCACAUUGAUAUCUCAACAUUGAAGGAACAAUAG
Solanum stenotomum is the source of this 426-nucleotide messenger RNA. RefSeq names its product secreted RxLR effector protein 161-like. The transcript has a single exon. The coding region runs from base 1 to 426 and encodes 141 amino acids. The record is from RefSeq and is a predicted model, not a curated record. NCBI's taxonomy places the organism in Eukaryota, Viridiplantae, Streptophyta, Magnoliopsida, Solanales, Solanaceae.